AUGGACCAAAUUCAAGCGGUACCGGCGAGUUUGCCUCACAUCGUACAAGUGUACCCACCUUCUGUGUCCAUUCACCCAUCUCUGCAUUCUCAGGGAAAGGUUUCGUACCAACAAACAAUCACAUCUGAAUCUCUCCACAUACCAGUAUCAUCACAUAUUCAUGAUAUACACAAUCAGCAUCUUAUAUCACAGAAUCAAACCGUGAUGUCAUGUCAGCAGAUACAUUUGCAGAAUGUUCAGCCGUUGCAAACGCAAAUGCAGUCGCAGGUUUUGCAAAGUGCGGAUAUGUCACAGCAGUUACAAAUAACGUCUCAUGUCAUUUUGCCCCAAGUGCCGAUGUUCAAACAACAUUUGAUUACAAAUAACUUACAGCAGCAGUAUUAUGGACAAUAUGAGACAUAUUUGAAAGACAACCAGUGCGUUCUUGCAAAAGUUGAGCCUGAGGUACAGGUCGUUAGUGAGAAGCAAAUAGACUGUAAGACAGAACAGAAUAAUAGUAAAAUGAUUGAAGUAGAAAUAGUGCCGGUAAAGAAACGUGCCCGCAGUCAAAUACCAAAUCCGAGCAAAUGGGCUUGCAAUGUACGUAAGCAAAAACACCAACGCGGCGAGGCCUACAUUAGCAGAAGGGGUAAAUACGUGCCUGAGAGACAAGUUCGCAACACGAAAGACUGUUUAAAGUCGUGCCGGUACAAAUGUAACGAACGAAUCGACGAUGUCGACCGCCAGCACAUUUUUAACGCAUUUUACUCACUAAACGCUAAUGAAAAGAAACAUUUUUUACUCAAUACGACGGAAAGAAACUACGUGAAGCACAAUAAAAUGUUGGACGGUAAUCACAAACGAAAAUAUUCAUUUAAAUAUUUCUUUUUAGUUAGAGCGGUUAGGCAUACUGUUUGUAAGAAUUUCUAUCUAGGUACGUUGGCGAUAUCACAGAAACCGGUAUACAAUGUACAUUUAAGUAAAUCAGAAAUGAAUUUACCUAAACCAGACGGUAGAGGGUUGUCGGAGGCGAGCACCCAUUCAUUGCCUCAAGAGAUAAAGGACAAAGUGAGGAGACACAUAAUGUCGUUCAGCACAGUCGACUCGAAGCCAAUAAAACAAUUUUCAAGAAAAAAACAGUAUUUAGAGUGUAAUUUGAGUAUAAAACAAAUGUAUAACAUUUAUGUCACGGAAUGUGACAAAGAAAAUAUUGUUCCUGUCAAAGAGUCUAUGUACAGAAAGAUAUUUAAGCAAGAAUUUAAUAUACAUUUUAAGAAAGAUAAGACUGGUCAGCAACUCUGCUAUAGGUGCAAGGGUUCGAUAAAGAAAAAGUGACUGUAUUUUAUCGUUUUGAUGUUAAACAAAAAUUAAAAAAUAUUUUGAUUUUAAUUAUUUGAAAUCUUUAAACCACGUCUAUUGUGAUAAUGAUAUAUUAUUUAUAGGGUACACACAUUCAGAAAAAUUUGAUAUGUAUGUUCUUGCAAACAAAGAGGCAUUAUAAAAAUAUUUAAAAAAAAGCUUAUGUUACAUAUAUCUUUAAAAAAAAUACUUUUAUGGUCUGAUUCGGCUGUUGGUGAUAAACCUAUCUCACGUAUAUCGAAAGAAAAAAAAGCUACAUUCUCGAAGCAAAAUAAGGCUGUAGAAAGGGUUCGCUAGUUCUAACUAAUAAAGUUCUUAACAGUAAAUUUAUUAAUAUUGUAAUGUGGCCAUAUCAUUUAUUAAUUUUAUUAAUACAUGCUUUUAAUGUUGUAUUUAAAAAUAAUUUCACGUAAUUUAUCGAUCAUAGGCAUAUUUUAUUUUAUACAUAGCGCGGUGUCUACACUGUAUAGUAUGAUCUAGGAUCCGAAUUAGGAACGACCGUCAGCCUUGAGUUUAAUGGAUAAAAAAUAUUUUAUAUCCUAAUUUACUACAUUGAAAAAUAAAUUGCUAACGGAUUGGCUGAAAAAUUCCUGACUAGGUUAUAAUUAAAUCUGGAAUGUCAAUUUAUCGUAACGACUUUAGCGAAUGUGACGUUAUCCAAAACAAAAGACAUGCUUCCGAUUUCAAUUGAAUGAACUAAAAGUAAUAGCUAGUCAAAAUAAUUUUAUUUAUAACAGCUGGCAUUUUUACUAUCAUAAGUAUAAGGCUGACACUAAAGUAUAUUUUUAUAAGCUUAAAUGUAUAAGAAAUAAAUUUUUAAAAAACAAA
This is a messenger RNA of Melitaea cinxia (Glanville fritillary), 2166 nucleotides long. RefSeq lists its product as uncharacterized. The transcript is spliced from 2 exons. The coding region runs from base 1 to 1314 and encodes 437 amino acids. Lineage: Eukaryota; Metazoa; Arthropoda; Insecta; Lepidoptera; Nymphalidae. The record is from RefSeq and is a predicted model, not a curated record.